AUGCAGUCUGCCAGCAGUCGAAGUCCGAAAGAUGCCUUCGCCAGUAUGUACGAAUUCAGUUCAACCAGGCUGAAGAAAGAGACCCUCAACAAUCAAGAGUCUGUUCCCGAGAAUGGCAAACCUAGACCUGCUUUUGCAAACCAAAGAAUUCCCUUCAAUCCACAAACAGGCCCGAAGAAGCUGGUCGUCAAGAACUUGCGGGCCGCCACUCGCUUGGAUACUCGGGCGUACUUUGAAAAGACAUGGAGAGAGACUGACAAAGCUCUUGAUGCCAUAUUCAGAAACGAGAAGGACCCAUACUCCUUGGAAGAACUAUACAAAGGUGCGGAGCAUACCUGCCGGCACGGUCACAGUGCGGAUCUCUACGAGCACCUGAGUAGGAAAUGCGAGAUCAAUCUCAAUGAAAACGUCAGAGAUCGCAUCCGGCGGGAAGAGGCAAACUCCUCAGAUAUCGACGUUGUCCGAGCGUUUGUCAAUGCCUGGCAAAACUGGCAAAAGCAAUUGCAAACAGUUCGGCAGAUCUUCUUUUACAUGGAUCAGACCUAUUGCCUUCGUACUCCAGACAAGACGAGUGUCUUGCAAAUGGGUUUAAUCAAGUUUAGAUAUUCACUGUUUCUCGAUCCGUUCAUCAGACAAAAGACCCUCCAAGGUGUCAUCGCUUUGAUCGAUUCUGAUAGGAGAGGAAACCUCAAUGACAGCGACACUAGGCUCUUGCGUCAGUCGGUCGACGCGUUCCAUGAGCUGAGCAUCUACACAAGCGACCUUGAACCGAUUCUUCGCGAGACCACUGAAGAAUAUUUCAGGGCGUGGAGAGAUACGGAAUCCAACGGGGAUUCGCUGGGUGAUUAUGUCAACAACUGCACUGAUCUUCUGUCCCGGGAAAUGGCGAGAUGCGAUUUCUUGUCACUAGAGCGCAACACGAGAAUCUGGAUAUCACACCUCUUUGACCAGAUCCUCGUCGAAGAGGCGCUGGGGACGCUUACUAAAGAGGACGGCAUCUUGGAUCUUCUGGAAGACGAGAGAUCCGAGGAAUUGGAACGGCUUUACUCUUUGCUGCAACGCAAGAGACACGGAGGUUUAAUCGCGCCGACUUUUAGCAAAUACGUUGAGACGGAAGGAUCCUUGAUCGUCUUUGACGAGAAGAGGGAAUCCGAGAUGGUGAUUAGGCUGCUUGAUUUCAAACGGCGGCUUGAUCAUUAUCAGAAAUACUGCUUUCAUGGCAAUGAGGCACUGGGAAAUGCCCUUCACAAAGCCAUCGAGACGUUCAUCAACAAGACCAAGAAAUCACAAUCAAACUGGGAUACAGACAACGCCAAACCUGGAGAAAUGAUUGCGAAGCACGUCGAUCUUCUGCUCAAAGGUGGCGUGAAAGCCAUUCCCCGUCUCCAAGCGCACAAGCACGAUCCUUCCAAGCCCGAAGAAGAGCACGAUUUUGACGAUGCAGCUGCUGACGAAGAUGCCGAAAUCAACCAGCACCUCUCCGACGCAUUAGAUCUCUUUCGUUUCGUUCACGGUAAAGCCGUGUUCGAAGCCUUCUACAAGAAAGACUUAGCCCGCCGUUUACUCCUGGGUCGCAGCGCGUCGUUCGAUGCCGAACGAAAUAUGCUCACUCGCUUGAAAAAUGAGUGCGGCGCCGCAUUCACGCACAAUCUAGAAUCUAUGUUCAAAGACAUGGACCUAGCUCGCGAAGAGAUGAUGUCGUACAAUCACCUCCUAGAUGACCGUGGGGGCAGGGCUCCUGGUCUGCCGGACCUGCAUGUCAAUGUGCUCUCCGCAGCAGCCUGGCCGACUUACCCAGACGUGGCAGUGAACAUCCCCCCGCAUAUUGCCAAAGUCUUGUCAGAUUUUGAGGCGCACUACAAGGCCAAACAUUCUGGUCGCAAACUAACCUGGAAGCAUUCCCUGGCACACUGCCAACUACGCGCCAAGUUUCCCAAGGGAAACAAGGAGCUCAUGGUGUCAGGAUUCCAGGCCGUCGUGCUCCUGCUUUUUAACGACAUCCCAGCUGAUAAACACCUCACAUACAACGAGAUCAAAGCCGCCUCCGGCUUGGUUGAUGUCGAACUCAAGAGAACACUUCAGUCCCUUGCAUGCGCCAAGUAUCAGGUCCUCCGCAAACAUCCCAGGAGCCGCGACGUUAAUGAGACCGAUACAUUUACAUUCUCACAAUCCUUCUCUGACCAGAAGCUGCGCAUCAAAAUCAACCAGAUCCAACUCAAGGAGACCAAGGAGGAGAACAAGGAAACACACAUCAGAGUAGCGGCGGACAGGCAUUACGAGACCCAAGCAGCGAUUGUGAGGAUCAUGAAGAGCCGGAAGAAGAUUGGGCAUAACGAAUUGAUUGUUGAGGUUAUCAAAGCCACGAUGAGCAGGGGCGUGUUGGACCAGGCGGACAUUAAGCGGAACAUCGAGAAGUUGAUAGAGAAGGACUACAUGGAGAGGGAAGAGGGCAACACGUACUCCUACGUGGCGUGA
Molecule: messenger RNA, 2475 nt
Organism: Cladophialophora psammophila CBS 110553
Lineage: Eukaryota; Fungi; Ascomycota; Eurotiomycetes; Chaetothyriales; Herpotrichiellaceae
Exons: 2
Coding region: 1-2475 (824 amino acids)
Biological process (GO): DNA damage response; protein ubiquitination; ubiquitin-dependent protein catabolic process
Cellular component (GO): Cul4-RING E3 ubiquitin ligase complex
Molecular function (GO): ubiquitin protein ligase binding
Source: RefSeq, a predicted model, not a curated record